AUGUCUGAACCAGCCCAAAAGAAACAAAAGGUAGCUAACAACUCUUUAGAACAACUGAAAGCCUCUGGCACUGUGGUCGUCGCCGACACUGGUGAUUUUGGGUCUAUUGCCAAAUUCCAACCUCAGGACUCUACCACCAACCCAUCUUUGAUCUUGGCUGCUGCUAAACAACCAACUUACGCCAAGCUAAUUGAUGUUGCUGUGGAAUAUGGUAAGAAGCAUGGUAAGACUACUGAAGAACAGGUGGAAAGUGCUGUGGACAGAUUGUUAGUGGAAUUCGGUAAGGAAAUCUUGAAGAUUGUCCCAGGUAGAGUCUCCACUGAAGUUGACGCUAGAUUGUCUUUUGACACUCAAGCUACUAUUGAAAAGGCUAGACACAUCAUUAAACUAUACGAAGAAGAAGGCGUCUCCAGGGAAAGAGUCCUCAUCAAAAUUGCCUCCACUUGGGAAGGUAUUCAAGCCGCCAAAGAAUUGGAAGAAAAGGAUGGUAUUCACUGUAACUUGACUCUAUUAUUCUCCUUCGUUCAAGCUGUUGCCUGUGCAGAAGCUCAAGUCACUUUGAUCUCCCCAUUCGUUGGUAGAAUUUUGGACUGGUACAAAGCUAGUACUGGUAAAGAUUACUCUGGUGAAGCUGACCCAGGUGUUGUUUCUGUUAAGAGUAUUUACAACUACUACAAGAAGUACGGUUACAAGACCAUCGUUAUGGGUGCUUCUUUCAGAAACACAGACGAAAUCAAAAACUUAGCCGGUGUUGACUAUCUAACCAUCUCUCCAGCUUUGUUAGACAAAUUGAUGAAUAGCACUGAAGCUUUCCCAAGAGUAUUGGAUCCUGCCUCCGCUAAGAAAGAAGCUGGAGACAAGAUUUCUUACAUCAGUGACGAAUCCAAAUUCAGAUUUGAUUUGAAUGAGGACGCCAUGGCCACUGAGAAGUUGUCCGAUGGUAUCAGAAAGUUUUCUGCCGAUAUUGUUACUUUAUUCGACUUGAUUGAAAAGAAAGUUACUGCUUAA
Saccharomyces mikatae IFO 1815 is the source of this 1008-nucleotide messenger RNA. It is a transcript of the gene TAL1, whose product is annotated as sedoheptulose-7-phosphate:D-glyceraldehyde-3-phosphate transaldolase TAL1. Gene Ontology annotation, biological process: pentose-phosphate shunt, non-oxidative branch; pentose-phosphate shunt; carbohydrate metabolic process. NCBI's taxonomy places the organism in Eukaryota, Fungi, Ascomycota, Saccharomycetes, Saccharomycetales, Saccharomycetaceae. The transcript has a single exon. Gene Ontology annotation, cellular component: intracellular anatomical structure; cytoplasm. Gene Ontology annotation, molecular function: transaldolase activity. Bases 1 to 1008 code for a protein of 335 amino acids. The record is from RefSeq and is a predicted model, not a curated record.